CUGAGAAACUGCAGGCAGCUGAACAUGAAUAAAGCUUCCCAGCUUCUGUUCGCCCCUAAUUAGCGGCCCGUGUGUUGCUGUGGAUGCGCUGAGACCACGGACAGCCCGACCUGAACCGGCGCCUCUCUGAAGCUUCUCCAUUCACCACUCAUCAUGGUGGACUACUACCAGGUUCUAGGAGUGCGACGGGAUGCGUCUGCUGAUGACAUAAAGAAAGCGUACAGGAAGCAGGCUCUGAGGUGGCAUCCGGAUAAAAACCCAGAGAACAAGGAGGAGGCUGAGAAGAAGUUUAAGGAGCUGUCAGAGGCUUACGAAGUCCUGUCAGAUGCCAACAAGAGGAGCAUAUAUGAUCAUUACGGCAAAGAGGGCUUGACGGGGAGCAACGGAGGAAGAGGGAGCCACUUCCACAACGGAGAGCAUUUCCACGAACCGUUCACAUUCCGUAACCCAGAAGACGUCUUCAGGGAAUUCUUCGGCGGCAGAGACCCGUUCGCAGACUUUUUUGGUGCAGAUCCUUUCAGUGAUGAUCCGUUCUUCGGCAGCAGUCGGCGGCAGCAGAAUCGGGCAAGUCGCAACCGAACCAGUGGCUCAUUUUACGGGGGCUUUGUUGGGUUUCCUCCUUUUGGUGCUGGCUUCUCACCGUUUGACCCAGGCUUCGGUUCCUUCGGCUCCAUGAGCACCAUGGGUCACAUGGGCCACAUGGGUCACAUGACCACUAUGGGCAGUCUGGGAGGUGGAGGCUUCACCUCUUUCUCCUCCACCUCCUUUGGAGGAGGAGGUGGAGGAAACAUGGGCAACUUCCGCUCAGUCUCCACCUCCACCAAGAUCAUCAACGGCAGGAAAAUCACUACUAAGAGGAUCGUGGAGAACGGUCAGGAGCGGGUGGAGGUGGAGGAGGACGGCCAGCUGCGCUCGCUGACCAUCAACGGGAAGGAGCAGCUGCUGCGACUGGAACACAAGUGAAGACGUCCUCUGCUGGAGAAGUGUUACCUCAGCACAAACAUCCCAACAAACUUGAGCUGGAAAUGGAGAGAAAACCGUGUAGUACUAGCGCUCUGCUAUUAGUUGGAUGUACAUACUUAGGUUGUGUUUGUUUCCCUUCGUGUCCUCUGCCUGCUGACUCUCAUUUAUUAACCAACGGUUCACGCCAGAGGAUGGGGAUGCAGGCUUUUCUAUGCAUUUUGUUCAUGUGUUUCUGGAUUGGAGCUGUCCUUAUUCUUUGGCUCAGGGUGGUGUUUUUCUUUCAGUGUUUGGGACCACAGUAUUGUUCUGAUAUGACCAGACCCUUCUCCUGCAGUACUUCCUGUAUGCACUCCACUGUGUCGCUCUGUGUGCACACGGCACACGCUGACUUCAGAAAACAAUACAUGACUGCUUUUUCAUCUACGUGGAACAAAAAUGUUGACUUUGGUUUUAACUAGUGGGUAGGAGUGACUGAAGAGCUGUCCCCUCUCUGUUUACUGCUUGUCUAACCUCUUCAUGGUAAUUCUGUUUUAUUUAUAAAAUACAAUGCUGGUAGGAUGAGUUAUGCAAUUUUAUAUGUUCUAAUACCAAUGUGUUUCUGUUUAUUUAAUUAUGCAUGUACUCCUGUUGAUGUUGGGUCUUAAUGUUAAACUGCAUUAUGAUGCACACGAUGAAAGGCAUUCUACAAAUUAUAUAUGAAUAUAGAAGGACUUUUGUGUACUUUGUAAACCAAUAAAUCUUGAGUUUCAUCUUGUUUUCAGGAUGCUAAAA
Molecule: messenger RNA, 1734 nt
Organism: Stegastes partitus (bicolor damselfish)
Lineage: Eukaryota; Metazoa; Chordata; Actinopteri; Pomacentridae
Product: dnaJ homolog subfamily B member 6-like
Exons: 8
Coding region: 154-963 (269 amino acids)
Molecular function (GO): Hsp70 protein binding
Source: RefSeq, a predicted model, not a curated record